Molecule: messenger RNA, 1227 nt
Organism: Malurus melanocephalus (red-backed fairy wren)
Lineage: Eukaryota; Metazoa; Chordata; Aves; Passeriformes; Maluridae
Gene: TNFRSF9
Product: TNF receptor superfamily member 9
Exons: 5
Coding region: 389-1102 (237 amino acids)
Biological process (GO): regulation of cell population proliferation
Cellular component (GO): external side of plasma membrane
Molecular function (GO): cytokine binding; signaling receptor activity
Source: RefSeq, a predicted model, not a curated record
UCCCGGGGCCGGUGCGCGCUCCCGUGCGCGGGUGUCACUCUGCGCGYUCCCGGCCAGAGCGCGGCGCUCGGCUGUCCCCGCGUGUCCCUGUCAUGCACUCGUGGCUGCAGCAUCUCCGGCCCCGCCUCUCAUCCUUCACCUCCCGGGGAUUCCGGGCGGCGCUCAKCGGGAAGCCCCAGCGGUGAAAAGGGCGACCACUAACCGGCAUCGCUGAGAGCGCUCAGCGGGCGCUGCCCGGCAGAGCUGAGGGGUCGCGCCACCGGGAGGGUCCGGAAAGCCCCGCGGGGCCGGAGUUUCCCCACCGCCCCCGGGAUGACGCAGCCCGACCCCUCGGGGGCGGCCCCUAAGGGUCGGUGCCCUGGGCUCCGCGCACAGUCCGCUCCGACCCAUGGCUCCGAGCCGGGCGCUGCUCCCCGCGGCGCUGCUGGCGCUGGCGCUCAGCCCGGGGCCUGUGGCCGGUGUGCCGUGCGUGGCGGAUUGUCCGGCGGGUACGUACGUGUCGAGCGCGGAGUGCGGACCGGGAGCGCGCCCGUCCUGCCUGCCCUGCCCGCCCGACACCUUCUCCAGCACGGCGGGACGCAGCGACUGCAGGAUGUGUCGCAAGUGCGAAGGAUUAUACCGGUAUUUAAAGAAGUGCUCCUCGACAAGUGAUGCUGAAUGCACGUGCAGGGAAGGCUAUCGCUGCGGCGGGCGUGGCUGCACCUACUGCAUCCGAAYCUGCGGCGUGGGCCAGGAGAGCACCGGCAAUGGUAGGGUUAUCUUUCCCCGGCAGCUGAAAGCCCCUCUGCUUCCUCCACCAGACACAGUGCACUGCCUCUUGCACAGUGCAGAAGCAGAUAGGGGGAAGGAUGUCCCAACAGACAUGAUCAGGAUUUCUCUUGCUGUGGCUGGGCUGUUGUGCGUAGUGUUUCUGCUGCCUUUGUGCAUCUGCUUCAGYRUUUGGCAGAAAAAGAAACUGCAUGSYGUCUUCAAGAAAAUGCACACACCUGAACAGUCAAUUCAGGAAGAYGAUGCCUGCAGCUGCCACUUCCCCGAGGAAGAACAAGGUGAACAUCAGGACUGUGAUAAAUCCACAGAAUUCAGAGAUCUUUUGGUGAAUUAGAAAUUGGACUGUCCGAGUCAACCACAUUUGAAUUUUCUUUUGGAACACAGAACAAGAACCUGUUUAUGUAAAUAGAGAGGGUGUCAGUACCUGUGGAUGUUAGAGCGCUAAGUAGCCACUGAGGA